Ogataea haglerorum is the source of this 1227-nucleotide messenger RNA. RefSeq lists its product as uncharacterized. Gene Ontology annotation, biological process: medium-chain fatty acid catabolic process; medium-chain fatty acid biosynthetic process. The record is from RefSeq and is a predicted model, not a curated record. Gene Ontology annotation, molecular function: acetylesterase activity; monoacylglycerol lipase activity. NCBI's taxonomy places the organism in Eukaryota, Fungi, Ascomycota, Pichiomycetes, Pichiales, Pichiaceae. The transcript has 2 exons. Bases 1 to 1227 code for a protein of 408 amino acids.
AUGGGCGUGCGUGCUCAUCUACGGCUACCUGCUGUUUUCAAUGCUGCGCUUCGUGUCCAAGUUCUCGUUUAUCAACGUGGUUCGUACGAUAGAGCCGCAGCAAUCGAUUUCGUUCCCGAGUGCACGCGGCGCCGUCACGUUUGCCGAGCUUGUUCGCCGCGUGCCAGAGUUUCGCACCGGCGCCUGGGCAGUCAUGAACCCGCUGCUGUGCCACGGCCAUCUGCAGACCAUGUUUGCUGGCCUCCGCAGCUUCAGUUCGCCAAAGAACCGGCCGCAGACGGCCAAUUGCCCGAAUUCACCAGACGACUCACUGCUGCCGAGCUGGAAGACUUCUCUAACUCGACCAAGCCAAUUUUCCUCGUGCUGCACGGCUUGUCGGGCUCGUCGUCGGAGUCGUACAUCCGCUGUCUUUUCGCCAGAAUGCCCGAUUUCGAGUGCAUGGUGCUGAACAGCCGAGGCUGCGGCAAGACACCGCUCACCACGCCGGUGCUAUUCAACGGUUUCUGGACUUACGACCUCAAGCACACGGUGCAGCGGCUGCGCAAGGCGUUCCCUGAACGGCAGAUCUACGCGGCGGGCUUCUCGCUCGGCGGCAGCAUCCUGGCCAACUACGUCGGCCAGUCGGGCGAACACUCCGGGCUCGACCUCGCCGUCGUGAUCGCCAACCCGUGGGACCUCAACCAUGCGUGCUUCGUGUUUGAAAAUGACUUCAUUGGCGACAAGAUCUACUCGCCCAUCAUGACGCUACCUCUCAAGCAGAUGAUCAAGAGCCACUACAAGAAACUGAGUGAGAACCCGGACUUCGAGCCGCUGUACAAACAGCAUUUCCGCCACGUGAACAGCAUCAAGUCUUUUGACAACGCGUUCACGUCGCGGCUGUUCGGCUUCAACUGCGCGUCCGAGUACUAUCGCAGCGGAGCCUCCAUCACCAAGGUGUUCAACAUCCGUACACCGACACUUGUGCUGAACGCGCUGGACGACCCGCUCGUCGGCGGCGACGAACACUCGCUGCCGCUCAAGGAGACGACGCUGCAGCCGUACCUGGUGACUGUGUGCACGACGCUGGGCGGGCAUUUGGGCUGGUUCCGGUGGAACAACGAGCGGUGGUACGCGCGGCCGUUGAGUAGGUUCCUCAAUGAGUUCCAUGCGGCGCAGCUCGGCAAACCAUCCGUGGACGCGCGGUAUCUGCCCCUGAAGAAGAGGGUCGUCAACGAGACGCUACUAUAG